Molecule: messenger RNA, 2142 nt
Organism: Daldinia vernicosa
Lineage: Eukaryota; Fungi; Ascomycota; Sordariomycetes; Xylariales; Hypoxylaceae
Product: glycoside hydrolase family 16 protein
Exons: 8
Coding region: 1-2142 (713 amino acids)
Biological process (GO): glucan catabolic process
Molecular function (GO): hydrolase activity, hydrolyzing O-glycosyl compounds
Source: RefSeq, a predicted model, not a curated record
AUGGCAACGGGAUAUUCACUCACUACGCAUUAUGCCGGCCAGGGGCUGCUUGAUAGCUUCAGUUUCUUUACCGGGAACGAUCCCAGUCAUGGCUUUGUUGAUUAUCAAAGCAAAGAGGAAGCUUUAGCUAAGAACCUGGUUUCCGUUGAGAGCGAUUACAAUAGCGUGAGACUCGGUGUUGACUCAAACAAUACAUAUUCGAGCAGCGAUAAGGGGCGCCCAAGCGUACGGCUAACGAGCGAUGAUGCCUUUACCCACGGCCUUUUUAUUGCGGAUAUCUAUCAUAUGCCGGCGUCGACAUGCGGCACUUGGCCUUCCUUUUGGGCUUUCAAUAACCAAGAAAACGGAGCGGAAUGGCCUUCGGGAGGUGAACUAGAUAUUAUAGAUGGCGCCAACACCGCUCAACGAAACUUAUACUCUGCUCAUACAACUACAGGAUGCAAAUCUCCCAGUGCUGGUUUCACUGGAAAGCAAGGUCGAGCAAACUGCUCACCAACACUUGAUAACACCGGCUGCGAUACCGUAUCCCCUCCAUCCGAUACUACUUCAUAUGGCGAUGCCUUUAACGCCGAAGGCGGCGGCGUGUACGCUCUAGAGUGGGAUUCUGAAGACCUGAAAUUAUGGCAUUUCCCACGCUCUACGAUUCCCGAUAACAUCGUAUACGCUCACGUCCUAGGACCAGACCCCUCGACCUGGGGACCACCACAGGCCGUUUUCGGCGGCUCUUCUUGUAGUCCUGAUGAAUACUUCUUCAACAUGAGUCUCGUGUUAAAUAUAAACUUCUGUGGCGAUUAUGCAGGCAAAAUCUGGGGUAAAACCGACCAAUGCAAUCGUCUCGCCCCUACGUGUGAGGAAUUCGUUGCCGGGAAUCCUGAUAGUUUCCAAAACGCUUACUGGGAUAUCAAUUUCAUCGACGUAUAUCAAAUGGGACCGUUGUCAGACUUAACGAUACCGCCCCUUUCCAUAAACGCUACAUCCACCAGUAUUUCAUCAGCACCUAGCGAAAUAGAGACAACAACCAGCGUAGUUCCAACCCAUACCCGCACCAUCACGUUAUCCACGGUAAAGCCUACCGAGACCGGCGGGGUCUCGACACAUCCAAGGGAUAUUAACGGCCACACUCUUCUCGGGUGUUUCCAACCCCACGCGACCUACGAGUCGUUUUCUCAGGUUAGAUCGUCGGCAGAUAUGGACAGCAAAGCCUGCGUGUCUGCUUGUGCCGGACACAAGUAUGCCGGUGUGCAGGGCGACACAUGUUACUGCGCCGAUACACUCGAAGAAGCAAGCGGAGUCGAGAAUGAGCAAUGCAAUACGCCGUGUCCUGGAAACGGACAUGAAGUCUGCGGCGGCCUCGUCAACCCUGCUUCUACACAAGGUCCACCUAGCCACUCUCUCCCGACGAAUUCCUCUGCAUCAGCACCUCAACCUCACCACCAUACCUCCUUGGACAACAUCCUACUAACCGUCUACGGAAACCUAUCCAACGAACCAGCGCCUCCAGCCGCACCCGCAAUGGGCGGCCGCUACGACGACCACGACCACGACUACCACCCGUCAGUAAAGCCAGCGCAUAACGCGCCGGUAACAACAGACGUAACCAUAACAUACACAACCGUAUGUGCCUCGAACCCAGCAAAACUAGUAGAAGUAGAAUACCACACAACAGUAACAUACGCCCAAUGCACCUGCACCAGCACCAAAUCCCAACCCGAACCAGCCUACCCGACGACAACAAACGUCCCUCCCCCUCCCCCAGCAGCAGCCCUCGCCGCCAUACCCAUGAAGAUGUACAAGGCAACAUGCCACGCGUGCGGUCCGCACGGCGAGAGCACCGUGACGCUCACCGUGCCGAACGCCGUGUAUACCUCCUCCCAGGCCGUCGUUACCGCUACGGCCGUGCAGACCGUCAUUCCCCUCGUCAGCAACGGGACUGGGACUGGUCUCGCGAACGGGACGGCCGCGGCCGUGGCGAUGGCUACUUUGACUCCCCCGCCUCCACCGAGUCCUCGACCUACUAGCAAUAACGUAAAACCCCUCGUGGCUGCUGCGGCUCCUCGCAGCGAGACUUUGAGCGCCGCGCAAAUUGUUGGCUGGGGCGUGGCGGCGUGGUUUGGUCUGUUUGGGAUUAUGCUUGUCUUAUGA